AUGAUUCGCCCUCCUCCUCUUAAGCUUAAGCUUGACAACAGGUUUCCACAUCCUUUGCGCACUCCGAGCAAGCCGAAGUCCGAGUCGUUUGUCUCUCAGCUGUACAAGGCUAGUUGGAAGAACCCUGUCAUCGCCGUUGCUGGUCUCAACGGUUUACGAUUCGCAUUCGCAGCCGUAUAUGCAAUCGUUGAUGAUGCAGAGGCGGCAGAGAACCUCGCAAAGGUCUCCAUCGCGCUGGGCGUGAUGUAUACAAUCGCUUUCAUAAUUGAGUUGUACGGAAUCAUUGGUGUUUCUAUGCAACGUCUGAGCUUGAUUCGCGUUUAUUUGUAUCUCACUUUCCUUGCGUCCUUGCUGAUCACAAGCGCUGGUGUUGUAAGUGGUGUCGCUUAUUUCCUUCUCGCGGAGGAGUUAAUGUGGGAGUGUAUCGGGCUAGCUACUCAAGGUCGUGGAUAUGAAAAAUCAUUAUUCCGUGGCCGACCGUGGCCCGGGUCACCAUAUCCUAUCGGACCUCGCGAUGCCCGCAAACAAUGUGUCUAUGCAUGGGUCAACCACUCAUGGUCCCAGAUAGCCUCUGUUUUUCUUUUCUCCCUUAUACCAGCCAUCAUUUACUAUAUCAUGGUGUACACAUACUACCAACAGACCAUCGACCCUAAACACCACGCCAAUUUGGAGCGCAACCAGCGACAGCCGGGAUCAGCGACGCGCGAGGCUGGCGGCGUCUAUCAGCAGGUUGGCUACUCGCGUGUAUCCCAAGCUGCACCAGCACGCGACGACGCCUCAGCUAGCGGGAUGACGACAAGCCGAUCCCGCGCUGCGAAUCCACCUUCUGCCCGCCUGCGCGCUGGCCGGGCACAGGUGCACGCCGCACGUUCGGUCCGCGGCGUCGUUAGCACAAGCACAAGCACCUCCUCAAGUGGCAGCAGUAACCCCGCUGGAAAGCGCAAGUUCGUCUCGCGCAGCCUGCAACGGAGCCACCGCCCCCCGCCGUUAAUGCAGAGCCCAUCUCCAUUAGGACUGAGCGUGAAUCUGACGCCUGGGCCCCCAACAUAUGGUCCCUCCCGGGUGUAUGCCGCGUUCGCAGCCCCGGUUGCGUCUGCGGAGUACGACAAGUUCGUCUGA
Molecule: messenger RNA, 1119 nt
Organism: Psilocybe cubensis
Lineage: Eukaryota; Fungi; Basidiomycota; Agaricomycetes; Agaricales; Agrocybaceae
Exons: 11
Coding region: 1-1119 (372 amino acids)
Source: RefSeq, a predicted model, not a curated record